UAACAUUAUACUAUCAUGACUGUUUACCAAUUAUACCAUUCCAAAUGGUUCCUGUCAACUCUGUCAUGCUCUUCUCUUCCUGCUAAUCUUCCAUGGUCACUGUGGGUGCCUAUAGAGGUGGUAGCAGGGGCGGGUGUGAAGUACACUGGCGCAGUAUUGGAGUAUGAACCUUAUGAUGAAUGGGGAGAGGAAGGCGGGCUUGGCAUCGUCAGAGAAAAUUCAAGAGUUCUUGCAGAGUAUGUGAACCUGGCUAAAACUCAGGGUGCUGACAUAUUUGUGGCUCCUGAGUAUGGUGUAACGAGCAUCAAGCUACAUCAGGUCAAGGGGGAUGAUCUGUUCUCUUUGAUGCACUAUGUUCCUGACCCAGGAUUCCUUUUUGCUCCCUGUAUCUUGGAAGUUGACUCCUCCAAUAUUGAGGCGAUUAGGACAUUGAGCUGUGCGGCCCUGGAGAACCAGAUCUAUGUAAUAGUAGACAUGGGGGAGGCGAGUCCAUGUAACAUUGACACAGCUUCCAAGAACCCUUUCGGGAAUGCGAUUGACAACUCCUAUGACUGUCCCGAGAGUGGCUACAUCUUCUACAACACACAAGUGGUCUUUAACAGAAACGGCACCGUGAUCGCCAGGUACCACAAGAAGAACCUUUUUUUGGAGCCAGAGUUCAUGCCGGGGACAGAACCUGACGAGCAGGCUGUAUUUACUACUGACUUCGGUGUCACCUUUACACUGCAGGUAUGUUUCGAUAUCGCCUUCCUACACCCAGGGGUGACAAACAUUGAGACCCAUGGCAUCAAGGAUGUGGUUAUGAGCACAUCUUGGGUCGAUAUUCUUCCUUUCAUCAUUGCUCCAUCAGUACAGAAUGGAUGGUCUAGAGGACUGGGGGUAAACCUGCUGGUGUCCGGCUACCACUUGCCUGAACUAUCUAAACUUGGCUCUGGCAUUUACCGCGGCUUCUCUAACAUGGCUCAUGAUUACGUAUAUGAUCCUGAGUCUGGUAACAAGCUAAUCGUGUCUGAGGUGGAAUCGGUGGCAUCUGUUAGUGGGAAAUCACCAUCAACUCCAAGAAAGUCUGGUAAAACUUCCUUGUCACCAAAAGGGAACAACAGCAUUAGGGUUCGUGGCUCUGCUGAAGGCUCAAUCAAACUUGGCAGAGAUCAUUUGUUUCUUUACGAUGAUUUAAGCGAAUUCUCAAGGGAAAUUUUGGUUCAUGGUGAAUCUAGUGAACCUCAUCAAGCUGAAGUGUGUCAUCAGGAUGGCCUCUGCUGCAGCCUUUCUUACACAUCUACAUCUUCUCUCAACUACACCUUCAUGGCCUACAGUGGGAUUCUAGUUGAAGGCUUUGGUGUAUACAAGGUUUAUGCUCAAAUAUGUUCUGUGGUGUGGUGUCAGACCGAGGACAUAAGCACUUGUGCUCGUGUAGAUGACCAACUCCCAGAAAAUGAUGAAUUUGGACCUUUUACGAUCACAGGAAAUUUCAGUGUUGGACAUGUGUACCCGAUGUUCCUUACACGAAACCUCACCCUUGUCCAAAACGACCUAUACUCCAUCGAUGGCAACGGGUACACAUUAACUAUGUCAACAGAGGUGCCAACACAGAGCCUUAUGACCACUGGUUUCUAUGCCCGCUGGUAUCAGCGUGACCCAUGAACUAUUCUUAAGCUUCAGAGCAUUAGACACACACCUGUGGGCAAGAUCUAUGACAAACGAGUAAUAUUGGAAGAUUAUAAUGAUCAAAACCACUAUUAUUUUUCCAGUUGACACAAGCAUACCUAACUUAAUCUAAACUAAUCUAACCCAACCUACGAAUCCUAGGGUAGUUUUGGUUAUUUAUUGUUGGUUCAUGUCAUGUUUUAUAGUUAACCAAUAGUUGGUUCAUGGUUCAAUUCUUAGUAGUUUACCAACAUUGUAGUACAAUUUGCUAAAAGUGUUUAGGGGGGAAGACAGUAGCACAUUAUAUAUAACUUGCUGAGGUAUUGUGAUGUCCUGACACAGCUGAUAUAUUUUAUGAUAAAAGUGUCUAACUUCUUA
Molecule: messenger RNA, 2025 nt
Organism: Homarus americanus (American lobster)
Lineage: Eukaryota; Metazoa; Arthropoda; Malacostraca; Decapoda; Nephropidae
Product: pantetheinase-like
Exons: 6
Coding region: 16-1644 (542 amino acids)
Source: RefSeq, a predicted model, not a curated record